Messenger RNA from Colletotrichum abscissum, 1767 nucleotides. RefSeq names its product major facilitator superfamily transporter. The record is from RefSeq and is a predicted model, not a curated record. Gene Ontology annotation, biological process: transmembrane transport. The transcript has 4 exons. Gene Ontology annotation, molecular function: transmembrane transporter activity. NCBI's taxonomy places the organism in Eukaryota, Fungi, Ascomycota, Sordariomycetes, Glomerellales, Glomerellaceae. Gene Ontology annotation, cellular component: plasma membrane. The coding region runs from base 1 to 1767 and encodes 588 amino acids.
AUGGGCUUGUUCUCCAAGAAAGCUCCUGUCGAGAAGCAGGUUGCUGCCGAACCUAUCGGAUCUCCCCAUUACGACGAGAAGACGACGGGCGAGCACCCCGGUGAUAGAUCAAGCGAUGACGAGCCAAUCUCAAAGGACCUCCAGGCCGGUGUCGCCAAGGUCGAGGCCAUGACAACCGUGUGGACAAAGCGCGAUCUUAUCAUUGCUUACAUCCUGAUCUGGUUGUUCUAUGUUGUUACCUCUAUCCAGGAGGUCUCGAUGCGCGUCUUGUCCCCUUUCGUCACUAGCUCUUUCGCCAUGCACUCGUUGACAGCCACGACUGGUGUCAUGUCAACUCUCAUUGCCGGCCUGAUUAAGUUACCGCUUGCCAAGAUUCUCGACACAUGGGGCCGUCCUCAAGGUCUCGGUAUCAUGCUCAUCUGCUGGAUUCUCGGCUUUAUCAUGAUGGCUGCUUGCAAUGGCGUCGAGACUUAUGCUGCUGCGCAGGUCUUCUACUCAGUUGGAUCCCAAGGUAUCUCCUACUGCAUUACUAUUUUCAUCGCCGAUACCUCUACUCUGAAGAGCAGAGCUCUGAUGCUCUCGUUCGCAACGACGCCAUACAUCUUCAUUACCUGGGCAGCUGGCCCCAUCACCGAUAGUAUCCUCAGAGAGGAUGGCAUUGGCUGGCGUUGGGGUCUUGGUAUGUGGGCUAUCGUUGCUCCCGUCGUUAUCGGACCUCUUGUUCUCCUUUUCCUCUGGAACCAGCAUAAAGCGAAGAAGAUGGGCGUCAUCGACAGCCGCGGUUCCAUUAAGAACAUCUCUGGCGCCAAGAUUCUCAAGUUCCUCAUCGAUGUCGAUGCCCUUGGCAUCCUCAUUCUCGCUGCCGGCAUGGCACUGUUCCUGCUACCAUUCAACAUCUACUCCUACCAGACGGAAGGUUGGCGCUCUCCCAUGAUCAUUGCCUUCAUUGUCGUCGGUUUCUUCUUGAUCAUCGGCUUCGUUGUUUACGAGAAGUUCUUCGCCCCCGUCACCUUCAUUCCCUUCUCUCUUCUGAUGGACAGAACCGUCUUCUUCGGUGGCAUGAUGUUCGUCUUUGUGUUCUUCAACUCUGCUGUCUGGGGAUCCUUCUUUACUUCCAUGCUCAUGGUUGUCUGGAAUACAUCCACCUCUCAGACCACCUACAUCAGCAACAUUUACCGAACGGGCUCCUGCUUCUUCUCCAUUAUCAUCUCCUGGCUCAUCUACCGCACCGGACGCUUCAAGCCUUUCGCUCUUUUCUUCUGCAUUCCUUUGAUGAUGCUCGGCGUUGGCCUCAUGAUUCAUUUCCGUCAGCCUGACCAACCUCUCGGCUACAUUAUCAUGACUCAAAUUUUCGUCGCGUUUGCUGGUGGACCCACUGUCAUCUGCGGAGAGAUGGCCAUGCUCAGUCCCUCCGACCACGCCCACGUCGCCGUCAUCAUGGCCAUCCUGGACCUCUUCGGUAGCAUCGGCUCCACCGUUGGUUACACCGUCGCCACUGCCAUCUGGACCGGUACUUUCAGAAAGAAUAUUGCAAAGUACACUCCUGCAGGCACCCCCGUCGACACCAUUUAUGGCGAUAUCUACCAGCAGCUUAGCUACGAGGUCGGCAGUCCCGAGCGCAUUGGCAUUCAGCGUGCCUACGGUGACUCGCAGCGCAUCAUGCUCAUCACUAGUAUCUGCCUCCUGGUCGGUGCUCUUGGCUCCGUCGCCAUGUGGCGCAACCUGAACGUCAAGAAGAUCAAGCAAGUGCGCGGAAACGUUGUUUGA